Olea europaea var. sylvestris is the source of this 549-nucleotide messenger RNA. RefSeq names its product AT-hook motif nuclear-localized protein 14-like. Bases 94 to 534 code for a protein of 146 amino acids. The transcript is spliced from 2 exons. NCBI's taxonomy places the organism in Eukaryota, Viridiplantae, Streptophyta, Magnoliopsida, Lamiales, Oleaceae. The record is from RefSeq and is a predicted model, not a curated record.
CAGUCUGAGAUCUUUGCAGAAAAAAUCUACUGAAAAAAGUUGAAAAACAGGAAGAAAAAAUCCCAAUUCCAACGCCUCUGCUCUCUCCGUCCCAUGGAAGCCAAUAAUGACAGCAGUGGACUGAGCUCUUACUACAACCACCCUCAGCUUAACCUCCAAACUACGACUCCACCACCGUCGACUGCCGCAUCCGCCACAAUUCCAUUACCGACUAAUGGAGUUGUACCUAACAGUACAACCAAUAACAGCGACGUGUACACUCACACCACCGUCCCUUCUGCGGUCUCCUCGCCUGCAGAGAACACGAAGAGAAAGAGAGGAAGACCCAAAAAGUACGAAACCCCCGAGCAAGCCGCGGCUGCUAGGAAGCUACACGCUUUGGCUUCCUCCGCGGCUUCCAAAAAGAAACGGGACCAAGGCUUGGCGGCUCCUGCCUCCACCCCGUCCUCUUAUUCCUCGAAGAAACUCCAGCUGGCUGCUUGCGGGCGGUCCCAUAUGCUCUUUCUCACAGCAGGACUAGAGGCAAGUCCGUGAAAGAUAACGCAAGGU